CGUCAACGUUCACCGAAUGUCACUGUAUAUUUACUUCUAUCUUCAAACUGAUCAAAAAUCAAAACAAGAGAACAAAACACUGAACGUAAAUGUACUAAAAAUUUAUAAUUAGAGAACCAUGUCAAAUAAUAAAAAAAUUGCUGUCAUGAAUGAAAUUUCAAAAGUGUGUCGUGCAUGCCUAACAGUAUGUGAGAACACCACUUACGAACUUUUUGAAAAUGUGUCGGCCGAUUUGUUUUACUAUUGCACUUCGAUUAAGCUAUACAAAGAUGAGAAAUUGCCAAAAGUGAUUUGCGAAAUUUGCCACAAAUUACUUGUACAAUAUUCUGAAUUCAAAAAUACUUGUAUCACAUCCCAAAAUGCACUGCUUGGUUUGAAAAAAUCUGUAAAAAAUGAAAGUACUGAAGCAGAUACAAGUUGGGAUGAUGACAAUGACUAUGGAAAUCUCUACAUUGACAAAAAUGAAAAAGAGGAGAAGAGACACAAUGAUUAUCAAAAUUUUGUUGUAAAAGUUGAAAAAUUGCAUCCUGAAUACAAUGGGUUGCCGUUGCAAGAUUUUAAUGCUGAAACUAUUGUAGAAGACAUUAAGCCAAAGGAAAGAAAAUUAAAGAUACAGUUAAAACUACAAGGAAAUAAAAGAAAAAAGAAAAAUAUUGUGAAACAGAAGAAUCAUUUCAUAUUUACAUGUGAUAUUUGCAAUAAAAAAUUCAAUUAUUUAGAUAGAUUUCAAGCGCACAAAUUGGAGCAUGAAGGCAAAGUUACAUCUAUAUUCUGUCAACCGUGCAACAAAACAUUUGUGACGUGGAGCGGUCUACGUCGACACAAGGAGAACGAACACACACAAGUUAAGCUGGAAAGUUUGAAAUGUAAGGUCUGCGGCAAGUUGAGUAAGAACAAACACACACUUAAGGUUCACGAGCGGAUACACGGGGAGAGACCUUUACUGAUGUGCGACGUUUGCGGAAAGGGAUUCACGACCGCAGUCAUUUUGAAAACACAUUUAGAGACCCACAACGAGCACAGAGAGAGAAGGUUCACGUGCGAACAGUGCGGCCGGAAGUUCUUAACGCAGACCGUGCUCCACACGCACGUGGCCCGCCGCCACUCCGACCGCCGCUACAUCUGCCACGUCUGCGACCAACCCUUCAUCGACAAAUACAACUUGGCCCAACAUUUGAUCAGGCACAACAGCGCCGACCGCAAGUAUUACAAGUGUGACGUUUGCGACAAACUAAUAUCGUCCCAAUCGAACCUGACUUUGCACAUGCGGAUACAUUCGGGCGAGCGACCGUAUAAUUGCACGUACUGCCCUAAGACGUUUAUAUCGAGGAAGAACUUGCGGGAGCAUAUAAGGACCCACACUGGCGAGAGGCCCUACAGAUGCGCGGUCUGCGAUCAGGAAUUUUCGCAGAGUAGCUCCAUGAAACGUCAUUCGAAGAUACACGAACGACAAAUAACAACAAAUUAAUAUUCUAUCGACGAGAAGAGAAGGGUUUUUAUACCGGCAUCUCGUUUUUACCAUCGCACCGCCCGCCACCGGAGUAGAGUUCAUCCAUACUACCUGGAGCCACUGCGGUCAUCAACAGUGCGUUUCCAGAGGUUUUUUUUUGCCACGUAUCAUCCGGCUAUGGAAUGAGCUCCCCUCCACGGUGUUUCCCGAGCGCUAUGACAUGUCCUUCUUUAAAAGAGGCUUGGGGAGAGUAUUAAGCGGUAGGCAGCAGCUUGGCUCUGCCCCUGGCAUUGCUGAAGUUCAUGGGCGACGGUAACCACUCACCAUCAGGUGGGCCGUAUGCUCGUCUGCCUACAAGGGCAAUAAAAUAUAUAUAUACAGCCUCAGUCAAGUGUGCUGUGAGUUUUGAUCAAGACUUGUUCACUGCUGACCCAGUUCAAAGCUAUGAAAGAUAGAUAAUAUUCUCCUUUUAGAAAUGAACUUCGAAAAUUUGUAGAUUUUUUCUAUAUAUGUUUGAUGAAAUAUGGUAAAGUGUGAUCAUAUGUUUGAUUAAAUAUGUUGGGUAAAGAAAUUUGGCAAAUGGCACCAUUAUCAAACCUCGAUAUAUGAAAACCUCAUUAAUUGUUCUCUAUUUAGGCGCAAUUAAUACCAGCAACAAUGCUUCAGUCUUUGUGAUUAAAGAAAUAAAACAAUGAACUGUCA
Messenger RNA from Bombyx mori (domestic silkworm), 2152 nucleotides. RefSeq names its product zinc finger protein 184. NCBI's taxonomy places the organism in Eukaryota, Metazoa, Arthropoda, Insecta, Lepidoptera, Bombycidae. Gene Ontology annotation, cellular component: nucleus. The record is from RefSeq and is a predicted model, not a curated record. The coding region runs from base 119 to 1468 and encodes 449 amino acids. The transcript is spliced from 6 exons. Gene Ontology annotation, molecular function: zinc ion binding.